Rhea pennata is the source of this 4876-nucleotide messenger RNA. RefSeq names its product PWWP domain containing 3A, DNA repair factor (gene PWWP3A). The coding region runs from base 199 to 2499 and encodes 766 amino acids. The transcript is spliced from 14 exons. Lineage: Eukaryota; Metazoa; Chordata; Aves; Rheiformes; Rheidae. The record is from RefSeq and is a predicted model, not a curated record.
CCGGGAAGGGCCGGGGGAGCGCGGGGCGGCCGCGCCGCGCCGCCGCGGGGCAGGCCUUACUCGGGCCUCGUGUCCCGGCCCCUCCGCCGCGGAGGUUUGCGCCGCAUCCGCGGUGCUAACGCUCGCUUUUCGCGGCGGCGGCGGCGCCGUUCCGCCUCCAGCACUCUGGGGCUUUCCUUUCCUGCGUGAAGUACAGUCAUGACAGAUCAAGAGUAUGUUCUUUGCAAGUGGAAGAAGCGUUUAUGGCCAGCAAAGAUUUUGUCCAAGACUGAAGUUCCUGGAAAACCGUCCCCUACUAAUGUAAAGGAGACAUCUUUUAAAGUUGAAAUACUUGGCUUGGAAGAACAGAUUAGCGUCAACUGUGCAGAUACUGAACCACUGAAGGAAGAAUGUAUACAAAACAUCGCCUCUAACUUAGUAGAUCAGGGGAAGGAUUCUAGUGAGGCUGUUGAAGAACUGAAAUAUCGCCGUUCUCUUAAAAUUGCCCUAGAUAUUUUGAGUCAAAAUGACUCACCCAGACAAGUACCAUCCUCAGAGGAACAAAGUACUCAAUUAUCCCAGAAGAAUAAUGCAAGAUCUUGCUCAUCUACCCCCUUAACUACUUGUCGAUCACUCCUGACUAAAGCAGAGUUAGAGUUUGAGACUCCCAAUAAGAAAAGAGAACAAAAAAAUAACCCCAACCUGAAGACUGAUAUAAAAAAACAAAAGUUGAAACAUUCAUCCAUUUUGAAAGAGGGCACUAAAGCACACAAAGAUGGAAAAAAAACUUCAGAAUGCAGGACUAGGGACUUGUAUAAUGCAUCAAACUCAGAAAGUAAAAAUUGCAAAAUGACAGAACCAAAAUCACUAACAAGGCAGAAAAAAAUCAAGCCCAGACUGCUGACAAAGUCCCAGACAAAAAAUAAAUCUUCAUUUAAGCCAAAGGAGGAGAAAAGUAAGCAAGGAAGAAAAAGACCAAAAGGUGCAGGAUCACCCAUAUCAGGUAUCAGUGAUCUUCCAGAGGAUCAAGUGCAUUCUCUUCCUGAAGAAAGUAAUCCUGUGUCUGUUACCUGCAAGUCCAGCACAAUACUAUCUGUCAGAAGAAGGGCAAACACCAAAGGUCAGCCUAGAAGGACAAUACUGGAUUCUUCUUGUGAAUGUGCCUUGGAUGACUUAGAGAGCAGCAUCAGUAAUGAGAGUGAAAAUCUAGCAAAGAAAUUGGAUGGAAGGAAAAAAACAGUGAAUUUAAAAUGCAGAAAACGGGAGACCAGUGUGACUCUGUCUUCAUGCAAGAAAAGGAAAUGCAUAAAUUGCCCUGAAUCUUCACCUGGGCCUUCGAACCAUGGAAAUAUCUCUGAUAGUUUUCUGUCUAAGCUUAAAGAGGAAGAAAACAAGCAUGCUUCACACAUGCUUGGGAAUAAAGUAAAGGACUUUCAGCUGCCUGACUUUGAGGAAGUUGAAGGAUUGGAAUCUUCCAGUAUGUCUUCAAAGAUAAGUUCCUCAGAGAAUCUCACUCUCCUCUCAGCAUUGGUAGAUGAAGAGGAGGAGGAAGAUGAAGAACUUCCUAGUAUUCUAUCACAUCAAGAGCCACAGUCAAUUGAAGAAGGGAUUUUGGUCUGGUGCAAAUUGCGAAGGUACCCGUAUUGGCCAGCAGUGGUAAAAAAAGUGAAGCGGAAACACAAAAAAGCAAAUGUGCUGUUGAUAGAAGGGAAUACAAAUGACAAGACAAAAGGUUUUUCAGUAUCUCUUAGGAAUCUAAAGCAUUUUGAUUGUGAAGAAAAGCAGGACUUAAUAGACCGAGCCAAAGAAGCUUACUGCCGAGAAAUUGAGUGGUGCAUUCGAUUGAUUUCUGAUUACCGUAUUAGAAUAGGUUGUCAUUCUUUUACGGGAUCCUUCUUGGAAUAUUUUGCUGAUGAUAUCAGCUAUCCAGUUAGAAAGGAAGGUAUUCAAGGUUUAGUCCAAAUGAACUUUACAGAUGUAGCAGAGGAAGAGCUUGAAGAAUCUCUGUCAGAAACUUCACCUAGUAAGCCCUCCAAGAAACUCCUUCCUGAUAGAACAAGGGCUGCUAGAGAUAAAGCUAAUGAAAAGAUAGUAGAGUUUAUAGUGAAGACCAAGGGAGCAGAAGAGCAUCUUUUGGCUAUUUUGAAAAGCAGAAAACAAUCCCGGUGGCUGAAAGAAUUCCUGAAUUCAAGUCAGUAUGUGACCUGUGUUGAAACUUAUUUAGAGGAUGAAGAACAAUUAGACCUUGUAGUAAACUACUUGAAGCAAGUAUAUCAUGAAAUAGACACCAGAAAUUUGCAUCAAAUAAAUGGAGAUGGAAUAAAGUUUAUUUCGGAUGUCCUUUUGCCUGAAGCCAUCAUUUAUGCAAUUUCUGCUGUGGAUGACAUAGAUUACAAGAAGGCGGAAGAGAAAUUCAUAAAAGGACCAUCUGUGAGCAAAAGGGAGAGAGAAAUAUUUGAUGAAGAAAUUUUAGAAAGAAAAAAGUGGAAGACUGAACUCGCGUCUGAAGACAGCAAAUAAAUAGUGGUAGGAACUUUCCUGAGUGUAUAGUGGCAUUGAAUGUAUAUAAUGGAGAAGUGGUUACCUGUAUAAAAUGUGUAAUUUUUUUUAUCAAUAUGUAAAUAGUCUUCAAAGGAUGUAACAAAUCAUUAUAAUGCUGUAUUACCUUAAGAUACAGUUGUAUCUUCAAUUUUAAAUUCUGCAUAAUGGCAUUGCAUAUUGAAAAAGACAAUGUAUAAAUAGGUAGUAACACUUACAAGUGCACUGCCAGCCAGUUAUGUUCAGCCACUCUGUGUGCUUGAAACAGAAUUCACAGAAGAAAAGCAAAGGUUUUGCAAAGCUGUUUUAUGCAACUCUUGUAUUAAGCUUUUUGUAUUAAUGAUUGUGGCCAAAUAUCUCUGACAAGUGAAGGUCAACUGUCCUCAAAAACAUGUACUUGUACAUGUACUGGUAAAUUAUAUAGCCACAUAUUGCUUGGUAACUGUACUGCUAUUGAAUAUACUAUCUAGAAAUCUUUCCGAAGGGUUGACUAUUCUUAACCUACCUGUGUUUAAAAAUGGGAAAUAAAACUGGUACCUGGUGGUGAAACCCAAGUCACAAAGGCUUUGGUGUUUUGGUUUUUAGUGGUUUUUUUUAUAUAUUAUUUAUUUUUUGUUUAGUAGGACAACUGUGAAAUUCAGGGAAGAAGGAAUCCAAUGCAUACUUCAAACAAAAAAAGCUUCAUAUUUCCACUUAAACCCUUUUGAAUGCUGUUUUUAAAACAGUGUUUAAUACCAUGAUUUUAGAACUCUUUCUUUUUUUUAUUAUUAUUUUUCUGUUUUGUCUGAUUUAAUCAUGCAUUACUCCCUCUGCAGGCCUUUUGCUAAAAGUGUAGCAUAUUGUAGGUAAUUACUUCUGGCAAACCAACAGCACAAUUGAUAACUAUUUAAUGGAAAAGAACCAGUGAUUGGUAUUUGCAUAUGCUACAGGCGAAAUCUGAUCUGUUUACUUGUCCAACAGGAAUGUGAUUUGAUUUUACAAGAAGUAAAAUUUAAGAUUUUUAGUGAGAAACUAGGUGAGAAACUUAACACAGAAUCAAUAUACCAUUUUAUAUUUAUCUUGAAUAUAAUACUAAUUGAAUAUCAUUUAAUCUUAAUUACAUUGUAGUGUAUAUUGAGUCUCAAUAAUCACUCUGAAUCCUUAUUCAAAUAGAACAGUACCUAAGUGAUAAGAAUACAGUAUCUCAUUUCUUUUAGUUUUCACUAAUUUUGGUGAUAAGGAAUAAUGCAUUUCCUGUCAUAGCAUAAUGUCUUUGAUCACAAAGUUAUAGAAUUAACUGGAGACAUGAGUGAUGCUUAAAGAUGGAGAUUUAUUGGGCCAUGUGCAACUAAGUGUAUGAAGCUUCCUGCCUGUAAAAAUGAACCCUAUUUAGGUACUCCUCCUGCAGGUGCUAGUAAUGGUGAUUUAAAGAGAGCAACAUAUCUUAAGGUUCCCUCUCCUUUAAACAUAGUUAUCUGUACACUUUUCACAAGUACCAUAAUAUUUGUGGUACUGUAAAAAAACUUAAGAUUUUUUUCAAGCUAUUGCACAACAGUAUAACCUCCAAAUUGUGCUACCUUCUUUAUCCAAAUAUUUGCUUUUCAUACCUUUCUCACAGUAGUAUCUUUUGUUUUUUAUUUUUAAAAUGAGAACUGGUCUAUUUAAUCAAAUAGUACUAUUUCACCAAGGAGUGAAAAACAGUAUACAUUGUGUUGAAGCACUUGUAAAGACGUAAACAUGUUGAAGUCUUCUCAGCUUUUGAAUCAGGGUGAUUAAAAAUUAUUUACAGGUAUAUUAGUAUCUCAAUAUCAAAUUCAGAGUUGCAAUGUAAAAAUUUUACUGCUGUGGUGCUGUACAGAACUGAUUUCCUAAAUCAGUUAAAACUGGCACGUGAAAGAUGUAAACUCUCCAAGAUUUAGUAUUACUUUACCUGAAAUGAAAAUAUUAUUUCAAAUCCUACUUUUGAUCUGUGGCCUUAAUUGCACAAAGCCUUUUGCACCUGAAUUUUGUAUUGCCUGAAGCCUGGGUUUAGUCUGUAUGUCAGAUACAACCCUAGCAUAAUGUUUUUAAACAGUAUCACAGUUUCAUGUUAAUAAACAAGGGGUGACUUUAUUUACAGGUAGUAAAAUUGAAGAUUUAGUGAGAAAUUAAGAAGAAAGAAAAAAGCAGACUUACUGUUUUCUGUUGUUGUGCUUUAGUUAAAGCAGCUAUUCAAAUGCAUCAUCCCUGUCAAGAACAAGCUACUGAUUAAGGUUGUUUCAUUUUAAUAGAUGCAGAUUCCUUUAACUGAACUUCAUACCUGUAACAGUGUUAAAUCAGCGACUGAGUGUGUUGCCUACUGGUAUUUGUUUCUCGGAUAUUAAAACAGUCUGGAGGAAGA